AUGAAGGUAGCAGUGGAGGGAUCAUCAUCAUUGAGGGUUUCGGAACAAGCGGUCCAAGAUCAAACUGUAAAUAAUAGAAUUAAGCAAUGGUCAUCCUAUGGCUCUUCCGAAAAUAAUUAUCAAGCCAUUGAAGAAUUGAUUAAGAAAUCUAAGGAAAUGUAUUCAGAGGAGAUGAGAGUUGAUUUUUCAUCACAACUAGCUCGGGAAUCCAUUAAGAGAAAGGCUCUUGAUACAACUCUGUUAGUUGGAUCUUGGUAUACAGGUGAUAUGUCUGUCUAUACUGCCAAAUCUGGUGGUGGUGGAGGAUGUGAAACUAAAACCUAUCCAUUCAUUCAAAUGAAAUCAACUGGAUCUUCCAUUACUGUUUCAGUUGUUGGAGUUUCCUUAUUGACAAUUGACAGUGUAGUUCAAAGACCUUUUAGCACUCUCUAUAAUGGUGUCUUAACUUACCAAAAGGAUUCAGCUCCAGUCUGUUUCGAUCUCAAGAAUGGUGCCUUAUCAUUAUCAACUGAUUUCUUAUUGUGUAGCUCAGUGAAUGAAAAACCAACUUGUUCAUCCGUAUUAGAUGCCGUUACAAUUACUUACAAUAGUCCAGGAACAAUUACUUCAGCUUCCAUUGCUGGUGUUGUCAUUGUCAUUGUCUUGGUAAUUGUUUUCUGUAUUGCUUGUUGUGUCUGUUGUUGCUGUUGCAUGGCCGAAGAAGAAGAAGAAGAAACAGAAUGGCUAUGGGUUCAAUGA
Naegleria gruberi is the source of this 738-nucleotide messenger RNA. RefSeq lists its product as uncharacterized. The record is from RefSeq and is a predicted model, not a curated record. The transcript has a single exon. NCBI's taxonomy places the organism in Eukaryota, Heterolobosea, Eutetramitea, Acrasida, Naegleriidae. Bases 1 to 738 code for a protein of 245 amino acids.